Molecule: messenger RNA, 3628 nt
Organism: Hypomesus transpacificus
Lineage: Eukaryota; Metazoa; Chordata; Actinopteri; Osmeriformes; Osmeridae
Product: G2/M phase-specific E3 ubiquitin-protein ligase-like
Exons: 6
Coding region: 1556-2560 (334 amino acids)
Cellular component (GO): nucleus
Molecular function (GO): ubiquitin-protein transferase activity
Source: RefSeq, a predicted model, not a curated record
AUUCAUAGAAUCAUAUGACGUCAAUCAAGACGUUUCCAUCAGAUGUAAGUGGGGGUGAAACAGUCACUGGGGACCUUCAUUGUAUGAGGGGCCGUUUAGGAAAUAAUUCAGACUGUCCUUACAUAAACACACAUGAAACACAUACACAUAUGUAACGUUCACACGCAUUCACUCUACUGAAAACUCGCAUUCACAUAUGUGAAAUGCUCGCAUCGACAUAUAUGAAAUGCAUUCACUUUUACAUGUGAAAGGUUCACACACGCAUUCACACUACUGAAAACUCACAUCCACAUAGGUGAAAUGCUCGCAUCAACACAUAUGAAAUGCAUUCAUUUUCACAUGUGAAAGGUUCACGCACGCAUUCACACUACUGAAAAUGUGCAUCCACAUAGGUGAAAUGCUGACAUCGACACAUAUGAAAUGCAUUCACUUUCACAUGUGAAAAGUUCACGCACGCAUUCAUACUACUGAAAACUCACAUUCACAUAUGAGAAAAGACACUCACACACUCAUAUAUGAAACACUCAAGUUUUAUAAGGAUGAGUAGGAAGCUUUGAGAAUGUAAGUGUGCGAGAACAUUUUCACUAUAUCCGGAAGUCAUUUCAGUAUAUCCGGAUGUCAAUUCGGCAUAUUCGGAAGUCAGUUCAGUAUGUCCGUAAUUUCAGAUUUCCGCGCGCGUUUACGAUCAGUUAAUCAUGGACGAUUUAAACCGCGGUCGUGUGGUGAACGAAGAGGUAGGCUUGUUGAGCCAAAUAUUAUCAUCCCCCGAUGUGAUCAACAAUAUCGCAACAUCAAUUAACAUCAAUUCCACUGCACCACGUUCGCCCUCACAUGCAACUCAGUCCGCUGAAACAGAGCUUAGAUUCCUGUUUCGACCUGGCAUUCGAGGAACGGCAAGACCUCAAGCCGCAGCACCAACUCAGCAAGAGUCAACUGCUCCACUUCAAGUUGCCGAUUCUGCCCGUUACAAUACAAGGCUUCAUUAUAACCGCUGGGGAUCAAGGCCACGGCAAAGGUAAACCCCAAAAGUUCCAGUUAUCACAUAUAAAUAUAUUACAUCGAUUCCAGUCUAUGUCUAACUCAUUUGCUAACUAGUUUACUGUCUUAGCCUCUAGCUAGCUUGCAAAAUUAACACGCUAGCCAGCAAUCCAAUUCAGUAUUUCACUGGCUGCUCUUUAAAGAUAUUCUAGCUACUGUAGGCUACAGAACAGAAGUAGCAAGCAGGACAAACCGUGUAAGCAACUUUCUGAAACACAGGUUCAAUAAAAUGUAAUUUAAUCUAAAAUCUGCUUGUGGUCUCCAGGUUUUAAAAAACUCCCCACCAAACAUACCACAAGGAUGUCAUACUACUUCCUAACCCUAGUGACAAUGUGGUUGUGAAGCAAAGUAGUAAGCAGAGACUUCAUGCGAAGGGGCACAUUUUGAAUGCUUUUGAACUUGUCAAAGCUUGGGACAGUGAAAUGGUGAAAGAGAGAAUAAGGCAGGCAUUCAAAGGAAAGAUUCCAGCUGAUGUCAGCUUGAAGAUUCAGAUGUGGAUUGCAUUCCAGUUGAUGACAUGAGGGAAGAAGAAAAUGUCAAUAACAUGCAACAACCUGAUAUUGAUGCCGUAUCACCAGUGAUGGACAAUCACAAGCCUUCUACUUCACAUGCAGAUACCUUGGUCUCAACACAAGUCACUGCAACACCUAGGCCAUCAGCAAGUCAUGAAGCAGUCUCAGAUGAUACAGACUACAACACAUACUUGGGAGUUAUGACAGCGAUGACAGAAAUGUCUGAAGACUCGGAUGAGGAAUUCAAUCAAGCCAUACAAGCCAGUCUUGAAGAUCAAAUUGGAGCUGGAUGCACAGAGAAUGUGCCAGUGACUAAACUACUGAAUGACUUGGCAGCACAAAUAAAUAUUUUUGAAUCAGCAACUAUGACAGAGUUAAACAGUGCGAUAGAGCCUCUUUUGGACUACCUGACUAACUCUGGAUGUCUUCGACCAAUGAAGACUGUAAAUGACAAGGAAAUGUUACUUGAAGACAUCUUAAUGUUUCAAGUCAUCAACAGAGUCCGAGGACCAUUUGAAAGGUUUCGUGAAGGAAUGAAAACUCUGGCUGUUCUGGAGCAACUCCAGCAACAUCCAGAUGCCUUCUGUCCCUUGCUCUGCCACAAGACGAGACAACUCACGGCAGACAUCCUGGAUGACCUCUUUCAGAUUCAGUUCUCCGAGUCUGGGAGUAACAGACGUAUGGCAGAGAACAAUGUCACUGCCUACUGGCGGGACUACUUACAAGAUGCAGAAGAUGAAGAAGGACCUACAAAGCUGGGGAAGAUUCUGACCUUUGCAACAGGAGCUAGUGAGAUCCCUCCUAUUGGCUUUAGCCCUCAACCAUCCAUUGAGUUUCUACAUGAUGAACAGACAGUUUUCAAUUCUACACAUGGUGUCUCAGCUGCACGCUUCCCAAUGGCCAAUACCUGUGUAAAUUGUUUGCGAAUUCCUCUGCACAGUGCCUAUGAAGCGUUCAAGACCAACAUGGAUUUUGCUAUCGCCAACACACAGGGGUUUGGUAUGCAGUAAGGAUCAAAAAUAGGCAUUUUGAUGGCAAUAGUUUGCUGAAAUGUGGCUAUGCUCUUUAUAACAUUAUGCAUGUUUGUUUCAUUUAACUGUCUCAAAAGAAAAUGAAGGAGUUGAACAAAUUCUGUUAUUAGGCUAUUUAAUUCAAGUUUUGAAUUGGCACUGAAAGGUUUUCCAAGUCAUAACAAAGGGGCAUUAUGUUGCAAAAUCUAUGUAACAGUAUGUAUUGUUUAGCCUUUAAUCUAAUUUGUUUCAUUUAACAGCCUCAAAAGCAAACUAAGAAGUGCUAAAAACAAAUUAAUACCAUGGUUACCAUCGUCUUCAAACGGGUUAAACGAUUGUCGAGUUAAUUUCAUACUUAUAUCAUUAAUAAAAAUUGUAUUUUCUGGAAUGUUGACAUUAUUUGUUGUUUCCAGCUCAGGUAGUGGUCCAUCUGGAUCAGUUCCAUAACUCUCAUUCAGAUCAAAAAUGCUAGUGAUUGCAAUGUUGUCUGAUCCUGCAUGGUGGAUAACACCUGCUUGCCACAGUUGGAGAGGUGUUUGCCCUCCUUGGGUAGACAGUCCAUGGUGGGUCCACUGGUUUCUAAACUCUGCUGCAGCCCUCUCAAUAUGCGGUAUGUAAAUAUAGUGCAGGCAAAACAAGUGAAGUUCACAAAGAGAAUCUAAAAUCCCUUGGUCCUCCAUAUAGGUGAAAAGAUUGCUGUAGUGGAAAGAUACCACACGAUUAAAUUCAGCCCAAAGCCUCUCUAUCCUUUGAUUGUGUACACUACGUCCUGUAAUGACACUUUUUCUGCCUAGUCCUCUCUGGUCCAGCAUAAAUCUGGCCACCAUAAAAUUUUCCAUUCCAUGGUUGCAUCUUAUCCUGGAUGGUAAACCAAAAUGUUGUACUGCCUCUUGAAAAAGGGCCAGAACAUUUGCCGCCCUGUUGUUGUCUAAGCACCUGAGAUACAUAAUGGUUCUACUAUAUCCGUCCACACAGCCGUGAAAGACCAGGCGCCAUCUCACUAAUUUAUGGUUACCGUCCAAAUGCCUGCAAAUAGAAACCUCAGAUUAGCGUAAACAUUUUGUUAAA